Molecule: messenger RNA, 1476 nt
Organism: Pyricularia grisea
Lineage: Eukaryota; Fungi; Ascomycota; Sordariomycetes; Magnaporthales; Pyriculariaceae
Exons: 1
Coding region: 1-1476 (491 amino acids)
Molecular function (GO): heme binding; iron ion binding; oxidoreductase activity, acting on paired donors, with incorporation or reduction of molecular oxygen
Source: RefSeq, a predicted model, not a curated record
AUGUUUGCACCAAAACCACAGCUGAGCCUAGGCACGUCGCUGGAUGGCCCUCAUCCCCCCGUGGUCAAAAUUCCCACCGAGGUUCGGCGCUCGUACAAAGUGUGCGAUGCCUACAGCAAAGCCCUGGACGAGCAUGGCCCCGUCAUUAUGGUUCCCAGACACGGGCGCAACGAAUACGUCAUCGAUCACCGGUAUGCCAGUGUGAUCCUGACUGACACCAAGAAGUUCACCUUUGAAAAGGCGGCCUUUGACCUGCUUCAUUUUGGGUUCCUCGCAAUAGCAGACAACGGCGCCUUUGUUCACGACAUAGACCAGGUGGUUGAGGGGAAUGUGCAGCCUCGAAUGAACGCCAUCAUUGCAAAGAUUUUUCCCGUCUUCCGACGGUACUUCGACCGCAUGGAGGACGAGGUGCCCAAGCCGGCUGAGACCAAGGAAUAUACCACUUUCAACGACAUGUUCGGCCGGAUGCAGCUCGCCGUCGCACACGCCAUGGUCGUAAUGGUUAUAGGCGAGGAGCGCGCCGGUCCGGAAAUGGCAGGUCACUUUGCGGCCGUCGCCGUUGCCAUGGCCCGUAUGACGGGCAUGGAUGAGAGCACGGACGAAUGGACCUGGUUCCCCAAGCUAUGGGUCAUCUUUAACGGACUGUCUGCCGUUUUCCUCACCAUCGUCCCUCGAUUCUUCUUCAAAGUCGCACCUCUGCUGUGGAAAAACCGCCGAGAACAUCUCGCCAGCGGCCUGGCCUCCCGUCAUGGCACGUACGUGCCGCUCUUUGACCUCCUCUUGGUGAAACACUACCACGAGAAGCAGGGAUUGUUCGCGCUCCUGGGCUUCUUUCGAUGCCUCAUCAUCGUCAUCGGUCUCAUAUUCGCCUCGAUCCACCAGACCGUCGUCGGUGGCUUGUGGCAGCUGGUCAAGCUGACCGAAAAGCAAGACGAGUACCUCGCGGCAAUCCGCGCCGAGUUCGAGGUCGUCAACCCGCCGGGGGAGCCCCUGACGGUGCCCAAGCUUAGCCAGCUGCGGCUGCUCGACUCGUUCAUGCGCGAGGUUUUUAGGACCAAGGGUGACUGCUGGGGACCCGUAAGGGAGACGACUCAGCCCGUACGCGUGGGCCCCUAUGUGAUUCCCAAGGGGGCCAUGUGCAUCGUUUUGAUCGGGCGGGCGCAUCAGCACCCGGACAACUACGGACCCGAUGGAAAGAAGUUCGACGGGUUCCAAUGGGUGGAGAAGGCCAAGCCGGCUUCUCAGACCUCGCACGACUUUCUCCCCUUUGGCCACGGCCGCUGGGCCUGCCCAGGUCGACAACUGGCCAUCCACGAGAUCAAGAUUAUGCUCUAUUUCCUCUUUUCAAAGUUUGACAUCAAACUCCGUGCCAACACCUACCGUGUCAAGAACACCAUCAACACCACUACAGUCGCUCCCGAAGCAACAUUCCUUGUACGGCGGAGGAUGAACACCGAAUAUAACAGGACUGUCUGA